Chanos chanos (milkfish) is the source of this 1209-nucleotide messenger RNA. RefSeq names its product androgen dependent TFPI regulating protein 1 (gene adtrp1). The coding region runs from base 1 to 726 and encodes 241 amino acids. The transcript has 6 exons. The record is from RefSeq and is a predicted model, not a curated record. NCBI's taxonomy places the organism in Eukaryota, Metazoa, Chordata, Actinopteri, Gonorynchiformes, Chanidae. Gene Ontology annotation, cellular component: endomembrane system; membrane.
AUGGCUGCGACCACGGGAGCAGGUUGGAAGUCAUGUUUGUGUGUGCACUUAGUAAUAUUUGCCUGGUAUGUUUUUACUCUGUGGCAAAAUUGCUCCUUGGAAAUUUCGGACAGGCAUCCAGGUGCCCGAUCGUACGGAGGCCGAUGGAAAUACUUGACUUUUAUUAACCUGGUAAUGCAGACGGUCUUUUUUGGUGUAUGUGUUUUAACCGAUCUGAUUCACGUCGUGCUGCCCAAUAAAAAAACACGCAGUGGGCUUCCCCUGCUGCUGACCAAAAUAAGAGACGUUUUCUUCACCGUGUUGGCUUUUCCAGUUGGCACUUUUGUAUUUCUCUCGUUUUGGUCCAUCUACGCCUAUGAUCGCGAGCUGGUGUUUCCCAAAUUUCUGGACGACAUUAUUCCAGCCUGGCUGAAUCAUGCCUUACACACUGUGAUAUUGCCCUUGGUUCUAGUACAGACAUACCUUCAACAGCAUAAAUAUCCCAGUUGCAUCAAUGGCAUCCUUGGUUUGGCUCUGUUUUCUUCUAUAUAUUUAGCAUGGGUUCUGUGGGUACACCAUGUGUCAGGGAUCUGGGUUUACCCCAUAAUGGCUCAUCUUAGCCCCAUGGGCUUAUGUCUGUUCCUGGCUGCAGCUGCUCUCACUAUGGCUCCCCUUUACCUGCUUGGAGAAAAGCUCAGUCAUAAGAUCUGGACAACAACAGGAAACCAGAAAAAGAAAAACAAGUAGCGACAUAUCAACAAGGAAAGUGAUCUGUGUAUGCUGUAACGAGUUGGACCAGUAAAGACCUCUUAACUGAGGGAGAAUCCAGUCAAUACAAAGCAAUACUGUUAAUCUAUUCCAGCAGGGCUUGGCCAGCCCCACCUGAUGUUUGUGCACCUUCAUCUAUUUUGAAUGAAAAUGUUUUACCCAUGUAUUUCCUAUUCCAGUACAUGCUUCAACUCCGUGUUGAUGCACAUUCUCUACUGAAGUUAUGGCACUCACAUAGUAGCAUAUUAAUAUAUAUAUAUAUAUACUGUAUUUGGGUGUUUUCAUGUUUUUUUUCCCCCUUGUUUAUGAAAUUCAAGUUGCUGUAAACUCUCAAAAUGCUGUUUUGGAACGUAUGGGAAGGAUUUUAAGGGCCAGUUUAAGUAGUGAAUUAAUUGCAAUAAUUAUUUUAUCAAAGAAAUUCAUAUAUAACAAAUACCAAACAAAGAUGGUUAAUGAAUUAUG